GUGAUGAUUUGGAGCUGUCAUACUGGGCCAGUAAUACUUGCAUUCACCAAUAAUUACAAAAAGCCAGUGGUGUGGGCGCUAAAAACGAAUGCUAUAAGACGUCUUGCUGCAUUUCCAACUACUGGAAUAAUUCCGCCCUCAGAAACAGUUCAA
Messenger RNA from Loa loa (African eye worm), 153 nucleotides. RefSeq lists its product as hypothetical. NCBI's taxonomy places the organism in Eukaryota, Metazoa, Nematoda, Chromadorea, Rhabditida, Onchocercidae. The transcript has a single exon. The record is from RefSeq and is a predicted model, not a curated record. The annotation marks the transcript as partial.